AAAAAGAAGGAGGAAAGAGCACGGGAAAACAUGUGAGCGCUCUGAGGACUUUAGUGAGAGGCAACUUUUAUUUUUCUUAUAUGUUUUUUUACCUGUGCAUGUCCAAACUGCCGUGCUGUGCUCAAAAAGGAAUUACAUCUUAACGGAACGUCACGGCUUUAUUUUUUGUAUUUUUUCCACUUCCACUGUUUUGCGGGUUUUGGCUUUUUCUGCUCAUCAGGAUAAAAUGUGUUAUUAUUUUUGCUUUCAUAUUGUUAUUAUUAUAUUAUUUUAAUUUUCGGAGUUAUACUGUAUAACCAGAAGGGAAAAGUAGGGCUAAUUUAUUUUAAACACCUGUUUUCAUACUAACGAAUCACAUUUAGAACACCUGCGUGUACAAAUUUGACUGUUGUUUUUUUUUCCUGCGUGGAGAAAUAUAUACAUAUAAAAAUAUAGUGCACUCCAGGUCAACAUCUCUCUCUCUCUCUUUUUUAAAGGGACGCGUUUUGUUUUAUUUUCUAUUAUUAUAAUUAAUAUUAUUGCAAGCGUAUUUUAUUAUCUUUUGAGACUAUGAAGCAUUUGCAAUUUGUGCUUGUGCUGGCCAUCGCGGUCAACGUGUGGGAAUGUGGGGACGCAAAGUUUGGCGAGAGAGGAGAAAUGAGCCCCAGGAGAAGAAGAUGUUACGACGGAAGCUUGCCCAAGCGGCUGAAGAAAAGGGAGCGAAAACUGUUGCUUGACGGCAGCAGCGGAGGAGAAGUUUGCCACAGGCUGUAUCCUCGCGUAUCCUGCUGCCCCACCAGGAGAGCCGCCUAUCAGAUCCUGCACCGCAGGGAUCCCAGGAUUUUCUCCACCAACAAUACAGAAUGUGGACGUCUCCUGGAGGAGAUCAAGUGUGCUCGCUGCUCCCCCAAUGCCCAGGUGUUGUUCCACUCCUUGGACAUGGAUAAGAUGCCACACAGGGAGCCAGACCUGCCACGGCUCUGCCAGAACUUCUGCCGCGAGUUCUACUACACCUGCAGGGGGCACAUACCAGAACUGUUCCAAGCCGAUGUGGAUGAGUUCUGCCAAUACUAUGGGAGGAGAGAUGCCAGUUUGUGUUUUCCAGAUUUUCAACGAAAGCAAUCACAUCGUCAGGAUUCUAACUACUUGGAUGAUGAGAAAAUAGAAGAAAUCAGCAGGAAACACAAACACAACUGCUACUGUGCCCAGGAGGUGUUGAGUGGUCUAAGGCAGCCGGUGGCUGUGGUGCACUGUGGAGAUGGUUCCCAGCGGCUCUUUGUCCUUGAGAGGGAGGGAAUUGUCAGGAUACUCAACCAUAACCUCGAGCUAAUUAAGGAGCCUUUCUUGGACAUCCACAAGAUAGUGCAGAGCGGCUUGAAGGGCGGAGAUGAAAGGGGCCUGCUAAGCUUGGCAUUCCACCCCAAUUAUAAGAAGAAUGGCAAGCUCUACGUCUCCUACACCACCAACCAAGAGCGCUGGGCCAUCGGACCACACGACCACAUUCUCCGUGUAGUUGAAUACACCGUUUCGAGGAAGAACCCAAACCAGGUAGACACAAGGACAGUCCGAGUACUAAUGGAAGUGGCGGAGCUGCAUAGGAAGCACCUUGGGGGCCAACUUCUUUUUAGUCCUGAUGGUCUGUUGCACAUCAUCCUGGGAGAUGGCAUGAUCACUUUGGAUGAUAUGGAAGAAAUGGAUGGACUGAGUGAUUUCACGGGGUCUGUGCUAAGGGUCGACAUAGACACAGAUAGUUGUGCUUCUCCAUAUUCCAUACCACGGAGCAAUCCUUACUUCAACAGCACCAACCAGCCACCUGAAAUCUUUGCACAUGGAUUACAUGAUCCAGGCAGGUGUGCAGUGGAUCGACUUCAGUCAGACAAUGGGAGUCUUGUAAUCCUCUGUACAGAUGCCAGUGGCAGAAACACAACAGCAGGAAGAAUACUGGAAAUUACUAAGGGGGGCGAUUAUGAAAAUGAGCCCUCUGCCUAUGACCUGCAUUCCAGUGGUGGAGCACCACCUGUGGGGGGUUUCAUCUACAGGGGCUGUCAGUCUAGGAGACUUUAUGGCAGUUAUGUCUUUGGAGAUAAAAAUGGUAACCUUCGCAUCCUUCAGAAGUCUACAUCUUCCACAUCAGCGAGUGGUGAAGAGUGGCAGGAAAAAGCUCUGUGCCUGGGCUCAGCUGACUCCUGUGGCACUAUGCUUGUUGGACACAUCUUGGGUUUUGGAGAGGAUGAACUGGGUGAAGUCUACAUACUUGCAAGUAGUAAAAGCAUGGUGCAGUCACACAGCGGGAAACUCUACAAGCUGGUGGACCCGAAAAGGCCUUACACCCCUAAGGAGUGCCAGCAUCAGGUGGAGCCACCGGAGCUGCUGAUGACAGCUUGUUCCAGACACUGUAAGAACGGCCGCUGUACUCCCACCGGCAAAUGCUGCUGCAACCCCAGCUGGGAAGGACAAUUCUGCCGAGUCGCCAAAUGUGAACCAGCCUGCCGCAAUGGAGGAGUCUGCGUGGAGCCCAACAAGUGCCUGUGUAAGAGUGGCUACUCCGGCAACCAGUGUGAGAAGAGCGAGCGGGGUAUGCCCAACGACCAGGAGAACGGCGGGAUAGUGGACCACAUCAUCGACAUGACCUCGUACCUCUUAGACCUGACCAAGUACGUCGUAUAGUGGUGUGCGGAGGGGGCCGCUCCCCAUCAUCCAUCCUCAAGUCUACACACAUCUACCUUUUGCCCUCAAAAGACUCUUAAAGAGGUUUGCUAAAUAUGGCACCUUAAUUUCCCCUCACAUUCUCACGGGCAAGCACACACAAACACACACACACACACACACACACACACACACACACACACACACACACACACACACACACACACACACAUACAUGCAGGACCCCAUCAGACUGCUUUUAAACCACAUCACCAUACCAAGCUUUUCCUCUCCUUACCUAUAAGCUACUUGUUCCUGAACACCAGGCCUGGCAUCCAAGCCGUGUUCACAUUUCAGAGAGCCCUGCAGAGCGCUGAUUGAUGAGUUCCACUAAGACAUUUCCUCUGCUGCUCUAAAAACGCCUUCACUGGCUCCACAGGAACAGGAACUCUGCCGGAGCGGACUGUUAAAACCCCGAGACUUUUAUGCUGCCUUACGAAAAAUGGAGUUUGAGGCAUUUCAGUGGAGACAGUUGAUUAUUCAGGAGUUCAUUAAGGAUUCAGAAUUGGGUGGCUCAAGAUGCAGUUUGUGUUCACGGUCCGUUGAAAACCUAGCAAAGAAAUAAAUGUCUACGCACUCAGACUGUGAGCACGAGGCAUGCAUCUCAUAGAGCCUGCAGUGCUUUUUGCUUUACUAUUCCAAAAGCACUAACAAGAGGAAGGCUGUGUUGACUCAUUUAUGUUGUGUUCAGUUUGUGGGUACAUAGUCAUAAACAGCAAUUUACAGUAUAAAGAACGUAUCACUCAUUUGCUAUCAGUGUACAGAGAGGAUCUACACACAGACGUAGGAAUGAGCGAGUUGAGAACAUUGUACUUUGUCAGCGCCAGUUUCAUGCAAUUUGAAUGGAGUGUUCGAUUCCCAUGCACUGUAUCGUUUUCCUUUCAUUCACUUUUUUAUUCAAAAUUAAUUUCAACAUUUAUUAAAAGCGCAAUGAGAGUAGUUUCAGCUCCACACGUUCACACAGCACACUGUCACAGGUAUGGUUUAACAAACUCUUUUCAUUGCGUCACACACUGAAGCAGAAAGCUGAAGUCAAAACUAUAAAGGGAAGGGAUGAAACGCGCUGAUGUAUAUUUCCAAUAGAGCUUACCUACUUAGUAAUACAAGAAAAAAUCUACAAAAAAAUCUAUAGCAUUACUAUUGUUAUCAUAGAGGAGGGUUUAUUUUUUUAAGCGUAAUAAUAUAUGGGAGAAUAUGGUGUUUAUAGAAAGCAAUUUUACACUAAGCUCGUCAGUUCAUGUCAUUUCAUGUUGUACUUAUACAUAUGCAGCUUUUAUAAAAGACACGCGAGGAUGUUUUCUUUUUUCGCCCAGAGUACAAGUAACGCAUGUCUGUGCCUGCAAAUAGUCAUUCGGAGCAGUUGGUGAAGCUCAUCUAAAACCCACCCACCCCCAUCCCCACAGCAAGACCGUCAGAAUUGUGCUUCUGUAGUAAGAUGAUCAAAGAUCUCGACAGGCCACCAAGUCAGUGUGGAAGGAGCUCAGAGGCAGGGCUGGCAUUAACCUGAGGAAGAAAGUGCAAAUUCUCUUGUGAGCAUUUCCAGAGUAAGGCAAGAAAUUUUAAGAAUGUGUUUGUUAUUAUAGAUGCAUAUAGAUGCAUUCUUUCAAACCCGAGACUCCUCCUAAUAAGAACAUUUAAUUUUUUUACUUUUCUUCUUCACUACCCGUAAAGCCAGUCUUCCCAGAACUGACAGCUGUUGUUUUAAGUUUUUAAGGAAAAUAUUUAUCCUUGUACUUUAUCCACAGCUUUUAUUUUGAAAAUCUAGUUUCAAUAACUUGAUUUUCAAUUGAAGUUUAGUCAAUUGAAGUUUAGUGGCCAUAAAUGAUGUGCUUAUUGUUCAUCUCCUGCUUUCCUUGUGUUUGCUGAAAUAAAACAACUGUACCUGGUCUUAAAACAUCAAAAAGGAAUUCAUGCUGUAAAAUGGAAAAUUAUAAUUUUUUAGCACUUAAUGUGAAAGUUGCAUUGUAGCUGCUGAGACGGCGUGGUGUGAAUAGAAUAACCAUUUUCAUUAUUUAAGUAGUUACACAAAUAAAAUAAUUAUUUAAAUUCUCUAUGUUGUUUUUACCAUUGUACUGUAUGUGACAAUUUUGUAUUCCUGUAUUGUAAAUAAAAGUAGGGAUAACUUGGUUUCUCUUCAGAAAUAUCAAUAUGUCUAUUAAAAUGUAUAGCAUGUCUGAAA
Messenger RNA from Haplochromis burtoni (Burton's mouthbrooder), 4864 nucleotides. It is a transcript of the gene hhip, whose product is annotated as hedgehog interacting protein. Bases 550 to 2646 code for a protein of 698 amino acids. Lineage: Eukaryota; Metazoa; Chordata; Actinopteri; Cichliformes; Cichlidae. The transcript is spliced from 13 exons. The record is from RefSeq and is a predicted model, not a curated record.